CUUCUUCUUCUUCUUCAUCUUACCGACGGUGUCCUUGUUCGAGGAAGCAUGAACACAGAAACAAGCUUCGAUCAAAACUAUGAGGUUACAUGGGGUGGUGAUCAUGUUUUGUCCUUAAAUCAAGGGAAAGAAAUUCAGCUCACAAUGGAUAAUUCUUCAGGAUCUGGUUUUGGAUCCAAGAUGGCAUAUGGCUCUGGACUAUUCAAUAUGAUGAUCAAAGUACCGGGUAGGAAUUCUGCUGGAGUUGUCACAGCUUACUAUUUAACUUCACAAGGAAAAAUGCAUGACGAGUUAGACUUUGAAUUCUUGGGCAAUAGAAAAGGGAAGCCAUAUAGAUUACAAACCAAUGUAUUUGUGGAUGGCCAAGGAAACAGAGAGCAAAGACAUCGCCUUUGGUUUGACCCUACUGCAGAUUUUCACAAUUACAAAAUUCUUUGGAAUCAACAUCAAAUCGUAUUUUACGUGGAUAACAUCCCCAUUAGGGUUUACAAGAACAAAAGCAAUAUUGGUGUGGGAUACCCUUCAAGGGCAAUGCAAAUAGAAGCAAGUUUAUGGGAUGCAGAGUGGGCAACUAAUGGAGGCAAAACCAAAACUGAUUGGAGCUAUGCACCAUUCAAAGCAAAUUUCAAAGGUUUUGAUGUUAGUGGCUGUUAUGUUCCAAACUCAUCAAAUAAUAGCCAACAUUGUUCUUCUGAUAACUACUGGUGGAAUAGGGAGAAGUUUUGGCAAUUGGACCCUGUACGAGAAAGACAAUAUGAACAUGUCAAACACAAGUAUAUGACCUAUGACUAUUGUGCUGAUAGGAAUCGAUAUCCAGAAACUCCCUUGGAGUGCCUUUAAUUAUCCAAAUACUGUAAUUAACUCGUAUAUAUAUGCUUCAAAAAAUGAACCAUUUAGGGUUAUUGUUAUGGAAAUGAAUUGCCACAUAUCCAUCUUUCAGCAACUCAGGUGGGAAAAAAUUUGAUAACAUUUAUAUUUAUCAAUUAUCGUUGAGUAUCGAUUGUUGUUCUUCUUUAUCCAAAUUUGAUAUGUGGAGCAAUCAUUUUUCUGUUA
Cajanus cajan (pigeon pea) is the source of this 1053-nucleotide messenger RNA. RefSeq names its product xyloglucan endotransglucosylase/hydrolase protein 2. Gene Ontology annotation, molecular function: xyloglucan:xyloglucosyl transferase activity; hydrolase activity, hydrolyzing O-glycosyl compounds. Gene Ontology annotation, cellular component: apoplast; cell wall. NCBI's taxonomy places the organism in Eukaryota, Viridiplantae, Streptophyta, Magnoliopsida, Fabales, Fabaceae. Gene Ontology annotation, biological process: xyloglucan metabolic process; cell wall biogenesis. The record is from RefSeq and is a predicted model, not a curated record.